CAUUGGGAGGUUAGAUUGGAUCGUGUCUGUCUGUCUGUGUAGUGAAGUGCUGCCAUGGCGAUGGUGCUGUGGAUCUUUCAACUGUGAAGGCUGAGUGCGCUGCAUGUUUAUUCUCCUUUGAGGAGUGACGCUACGCAGCUGGUUAUAGGACAAUGGCUGCAAUUUCACAUGUUUCCGGGAUGAUUGGUUGCCGUUUGGCACCUUCCAGCAGUAUGCGAUGCGGGUUGCCAGGAGACAGGCCGAGUGGUGGCAUACGAGGGAAACGAGAGUUACGUUUUGGGAUUGGCAGGGGGAGGGUUAAGGGGAUGCACGCGUGGGCGUGCAAGGCAAAUGAGGAUGAAGAUGGAGGAAACGAGGUUGUGAACCCCCUGGAUUUGGAGAAGGAAUUUCGGAAAGCUUUGGACAGUGAAGAAUCCAAGGCUUUGAUGAAAGAUUUAGCCGACGCUACAAAGCGUGUUUCAGAGAAAAAAAGAGAGCUGGAUGAUAUAUCUCGUCAGGAGAAAAAGGUUCAGGAGCUACAAUCUUUCCUUGAGCGCUUGGAUGCUGACCAGCAAGUUGCCGAUUCCGAAGUUUCAGAAAUGGAAGAGGAGGUUUUUAAGGCCGAAGCAAGUGUGAGGGCAGCUGAACUUGCUUUGGUUAUGGCUCGUGCUGGCGACAGUGGCGCGGAGCUCUCUCAAAAGUGGGAAACGGCAAACAUUGACGAAGAUGCGGAGCGUAUUGAAUCCGGCAAGGCAGCGGCCCUCUCUGCAGUUGCUGGUACUUUUGCCAGCCUCCCCUUCACUUUUUCCGUUGGUGGAGGCUUAACUGUGGGAGCUCUUUUAAGUCAAGCUGGCAUCUUACUCAGCUGUGCCUUGUUUGGUGUUACCUACCGAUAUGCCGUUCGUAGAGAUCUGGGAAACGUGCAGCUCAAGUCCGGAAUUGCCGCUGCUUUUGGAAUAGUUAGAGGUGCUGGGUAUGCUACACAAGCGCUGACCGGGUUUCCAGAAACAGGCAUCGACAGUAUUCUCAAGGCAAGCUUAGAAACCGGAGAAAGUGUCCUCCUCUUCAUAACUGCAGCAGUAGCAUUAGAUUAUUGCCUUCAAAACAAUGUACUUUCCCCUUUCCCCUCAAAAAAACAGCCCUAGGCGUUAUCAGGUUGAAUUUCAUAUUGCAAGCUAGUCACCAUGUCUUGAAGGCCAGUGACCUCCAAAAUUGUGCAUCUGUGGUAGUCACCUACUUUACAUUUUCGAAUCAGUUUGAUUUUUCUGUACAUAUCUCAGAACUAACAACCUACUUUGAGAUAGCUGUUAUUUGUUUAUUCUCA
Molecule: messenger RNA, 1303 nt
Organism: Physcomitrium patens
Lineage: Eukaryota; Viridiplantae; Streptophyta; Bryopsida; Funariales; Funariaceae
Source: RefSeq, a predicted model, not a curated record